Messenger RNA from Porites lobata, 17022 nucleotides. Lineage: Eukaryota; Metazoa; Cnidaria; Anthozoa; Scleractinia; Poritidae. The record is from the annotation of a GenBank genome assembly.
AUGUUUAUUUUGCUGACUUUGAUGUGGAAUAUGAUCGCUUCUGCAGGUAAGAGAGAAUGGAUCGUAAAUCAAAACAUUAGUAAUCUAAUAUUUUUGGUCACAAUAUAUAUGUAUAUGGAAUGAUUAACUGGAAGCGAAUGUUGGAAAGUGUAAAAGAGAUUGUUGAAUGUCAAAGCUCAUAACAGCCACUCAUAAUUGCAAUGCAUUUUCAGUUUAAGAGUCGGUUAAGCGGCUGAAUUUGCAUUUGAAAGAAAACGUUCUAAAUAGUAUUAUACAGUAUUUCAAGCUGUUGAUGUUUUUAUUUUCGAUUAACCUUUCAUGUUGUGUAGGGCCGGCAGGGUUGGUCAAAGCUAGGGCCUACGCCAAACUCAUUAGCGAGUUAAGUUCGUGAAAAGUUCGGCAUCUGGCUCCGUUAAGUUCAUUUAAAUGAGAUUAGAUCGUCCAACACGUUCCAUCCGUCUGCUUUAGACGGAUAGAACGACUGACGAUCGUCCCAGGGACAAACGUCGAUCUUCACAUGCGACGAACUAAACUAAUAACUAAAAAAUUUGUAUGAUAAUCUAUAUUCAGCCUCGUUGGGGAGAAAAUUUAUUAAAAUUACUUUUUGGUCUGAUUCAGUUGAUUGGUUCGACGCGUCCUAAGUUCGACGUCUGACCCAACAGACGAUCUUAACUUAAUUUAGGUCGACCCAAGUUAGAGUUUGGUUCGUCUCAUGAAAACUUCGACGUUUGGCCUAGCCUAAGUCCUAGGUUAAGAUUAUCCAGGGUUAGUGUGAACUUUGAUUUCGGAUAUGAAACUGAUCUAGACAAGCAAAGUUUGUUUAAUUGUCUACAAUUUUGUCAUUGGAUUCUCUAAAAAGAUAGAGAAAAUUAUUCCCGGCAAUGCCUUUGAACAAAAAAAAAAGAAACCGGGAUUGAAAUAACGCUAGGUUAGGGCAAAUCAUCGGCCUUUGAACAACUGGGCCCAGAUGUUUAUACUGAGCACUUGGUGUACAACCACGUUACGAGGCCGCCAUAUUGGUUGAAAAAACAAUUUUUUUUUUCGUAGAAUUUACAUGAAAAAAGAGUUUAGUUCCAACGAAGGGAAUCGACUUAAAUUUAUUUUUUCAACAAAUAUGGUCACCGUGACGUCAGCUUCAAACCAGCAACACGUCCGCCAAUCAAGUGACUUCUCAGCCUCGGGCAUUACUCUCCGAUAUCAGCCCAGCCAAUUUUGUUAAUUUGUGUCGUGGCCCGUGUUGCGGGAUCGCCAUCUUCUUUACGGGGCCAGCAGGGGCAUAAAAAAUUAGUUCAUUUCAUUCUCUAGAAUAGGCAACGUCUAGCCUCCAGUAGUAUAGGAAUAUUUGCCUAGCUUUUAAUCUUUUCGCCGACCUCUCUUGUUCGAAUAACUAUGGUGUCCCUUGCAAAUUCGCACAAGCGACCCGAAGCCCUCACCAGUACUUUGGUAAGUGACGUCUCACUGGCAGUGAUGAAUCGAUCACAGACAAACGCAUGAAAUGGCCCCUCCCUCCUGUAAAGAUCGCUUUGUCUAACCCAGUGUGUAACAUUUCUGACUUAUCCUUUCCUUUAGCUAUGAUUAUGUGAUAAUUACAAAUGAGAAAGACUUCACGUUCGGCGAGUAUGUAUACUGUGGUCAGCGGACGGGGCAAACUGUUCUUAUCACUGGACGCUUAGCAGUGAUACAUUUCUACUCAGAUAACGCUGUUGAAGAGAGGGGAUUCCUCCUUCUAUUUAGCAUUACUCCACACGGUAUGUAUAAUAUAACCGAGUAACAGGAUCAAAUCCCAUUUAAACCUGCAGGGAUGCUAGUAUCAGAAUCAGUCUACGGUCCAGUAGCCUAACAUGUUCCGGGCUCCGAGUUGGUCAGGUCCGCGAAACUGAGAAAAAACAAACACGAAAAUAAAAUGGGAGGAAACUGGAGAGAGGAAGGGCGGCCCGCCACUGGCCCCUCUUUUCCCAGAUCACGGGUUCUUUUUUCACCUGCCUUUCAAUUGUGCGUCAUCCCUACUAUCUGAGAGCCUGUUCCAGGCUCUGCUUCUCCAAACUGUGUAGACAUUUCUGGACGCUAAGGAUAUCUUGUUACUUCUACUGUUUAUAAUUCAGUCACAAUAUAGCAUAGGUCAUGUUUAUAUGUCAGCAUAAUUGCCUUGCAUUUUUGAGUGAAAUCGCAUUUUCUAUAAUAAAAAAAAAUGCAACCCCGUUAAUACGGACACCGAUGGGACAUGCCACAGUGUCCGCAUUAGGCGGAUUAAUUUUAGAGAAAGUAUAUGAGUCUUUUUUUCCGCCGGGAAAAACGAGACUGUCCGUUAUAUACAGGAGUCUGUAUUAAGCUAGUGUCCGUAAUGAGGGGUUCCACUGUACCUCAAUUACUAAUCUUUGCUUAGUCAAGUUGAAAAGUCUCUCCUUUGUAAGUAAGAGUUUUAGUCGAUAACUUUUUAGAGGGUGUUUGCAUUACAGCCUUAACGUUGAAAAAGAUCGAUAAUAGAGAUGAAAUAACUAUCUUUUGUCAAUAUGUAUAAUCAGAUAUUUCAGCGAAGAUUAAGAUCUGAUGAAUACAUGCCUCAACUUCAACUUUAUUGCUUAAUAAAAUUUACUUCACAUUAAUAUAAGUCUAGCCGAAUUUUUGAAAACGUUAACGCCAGAAGACUAGGUAGAAUGGUUACUGAGAAGUAUGGGUAAUCAAAUAGUGACGAGUGAAAUUAGGGAAUAAUUUCAUGCGGGUUUUGUCCAGCACUGAAAGUUUUAAAGCUUAAAUCUUGGCUUAAUUUAUAAGUUCAUCCUUUUUCAGUCCUUUCAGAUGUGCUCUUUUAAGUUUGGGUGAGUCGAGAAACUCAUACAAACUUGCACUCUUAUUCUUAUUUUAUUUUGUUUUUUGUGUUUAUCAUCAGCACCGCCGAAAAUAAUUCUACCGGCAUCAGCUCCUGUUAUUCGAGUAUUACCAGGCUUCCGAAUGACAUGGUCUGCUACAGGAAGUCCCCCUAUAUACACUGCACUGAUAAGGAAUACUACAUUACUGGCAAAUACAUCAGGCAGCAUGACAGUGCAACUACACGAGGAAGGGAACUUCACCUGCGUGGCCACAAGCGAGUAUGGGACAGACGUGAAGCAGUUCUCAGUCGUCUUAUCCGGUUAAGUAUUUCAUCACCCCCAGGAGAAGAGGGGUGUACUCAAGGGAAGUUUGGGUAUAGGUGUGCCGCCUAGACCUUCAAAUCCUGGCCCGGAAAUUGCUUAUUUCGCUACCCUAUUUAACACAAGAGAUCGUAUUUUAUUAUUUCCAGAAUUAAGUAACGAGGCGCGGACGAUUAUAUGACAUUCAGCAUUCAGUAUACACCCAAAAAGACUCCAUGGCGCUAAAUACUGAAAUUGUAUAUGACUCUUUUUAAGACAAAAUACCCUUAAAACCAUACCAAAACCAUCAGCGGCACAUUCCCGUCUAGGAUAAAUAAGGGGGUGCCCCUCCCCGAGCACCCUUUAAGAUAAAUUCCCUUAGAAUUGUGAAAUUAUCAGGAUAGACCUUUUACACUGAGAAGAUAUUACAUAGAGUAAAGUGGCUAUGAAACACCUCGACGAUCGACUGACAAAAAUUCUCCUCGUCGCGUCGGUGUUUUUUUCUCUCUCUCUUCUCAGUAUUUAAUAUGAGCUAUUCGGUGUUUAUAAUUUUUUAUUUAUUUGUUGAUUUGCCCUUUAUAGAUUGUGGGCCUAAAUGCCAAGAGGGAGAAGACAAGUGGUAUUAUAGUGGAAAUACUUUUGUAUGCAGCAAUUUGAUGUCAGCAGAAGACAUUAUUAGUUGCGUUCCAACGAUCGCCGAGACAAUGUAUGAAACCAGUAAUAAUAAAGAUGGCCAUACACGCACGAACACAGUUUUCUUGUAAUUAGAGCCCAGCCUAUGUAUAAAUUGUAAAAUAAGUUGAAAUAUUGUCCUUAAUAAUGUGCCCUGCCAGCCUUUCAGAUAAAAUUGUUUAUUUCGACAAGAAUCUUAACAAAAAGAGAUCAGGCAGCAAAAAGGACAGGACCAGCUUUACUGAUUGUUGUGCAGUUAGUAAGUUAUGUGCUCAUAAUAUAAUAUGAUCUCUAAUCCUAAAUUACAUAAAAUAACUUACAGGGAUUUUGUCACAAACAAAUUUCUCAAAUUUUCCAGAUUUGUGGAAAAAAGCAACCUUUUGCAGUUUCCACCUUGGAUGUUUUCAUACAUGGCAAAUCUGAAGCAGCUGUAAGUUUAAUAGCAACCCAUAAUUGCGAUGGUAAAUUGUAAUAUGUUGACAAGUUGAAACGCGUCCAUGCGUUCCAGAACGAAUUGGAAUUUGGAAGAGCUGCAUUGGUUUUUGAGAAGAAGGGAAAACCGGAGUACCCGUAGAAAAACCUCUUGGAGCAAGAGAGAAAACCAAAAACAAACCCAAACCACAUAUGGCGUCGACGCCAGGAUUUGAACUUGGGCCACUGUGAUUGGUGGAAGGCGAGUGCUCUCACCACAGUGCGCCACCCUUGCUCCAUAGAGGUUGCUCCGCAUAAUAAAUCAAUGCCUAAUUUUCCUCUCUUUUAUCACUACUACAUUUUUCGUUCCAUAACCAAUAUAGAGCGUCAUUAGACGAAAUAAACAAUAUUUCCAACGUAUUUUAACUUUUUUAUCUUCUUUGUAGACAUCUGAGAUCAUGUAACCUCCAAAAAUUAUAUUCCCAACAGUUUACGAAUUUAACGAAAUUAAAAGAACUGUAAGUAAUUUAUCGUAAGCCAAAUUUUUUUCUACAACAAGUGCACAAGUACAUAUUUCCCAUAAAAUCCACCGAACGUACUUAGCUGUUGGGUUGUAAUUUUCGCCAAUAAUAACUUUUAAAUGUUAUUAUAUCGUUCCUCACUGUGCAUAUGUCCAUGCACAUGCGCUCAAGAAGAAGACUUCAACAUGUAAACAUGACAGAGGUGGGUUCAUGCAAUGGCAUAGCGCUUAUGUUUAACUUAGUGUGAACGCUCCACUAAUAGCGAUGUAUUACCAUACAAUAGACAAACCACAUACAACGCACAAUCUAUUGAUUCGCUGUAACGAAAGCGAUAAAGAACUCGAAAUAUCAGUUUCCAAUUUUUUACAGUGGUAAAUUGACCAUUUUUGCGCUCUUCUUUACUUCCUCAGAGAUUUGUCGGUGAACAAUAUUACUUUACUGCCUCACGGAAUCUUCGCUACGAUGAAAAACUUAAAAAAACUGUAAGUAAAUGUUUAAGAAGUAACGGUAGUACAAACCGAACAUGAUGAAAAUUCUGUAUUUUAUAUCAAUCAAUCAAUCAAUCAAUAACUUUAUUUACCCACGAUACCUCAUGAGGACUUAAGAUAACAUACUAAAAGGCAAGUUAACGAUAUCAUAUGAAAAGAUUAGAAUAAUGCUACAACUUUACAGACUAGCUUCUUUGUAUUUUGUGUAUACUAUAUAGCCUGCUUUCCAAGAGACUAUUUCAGACGUUUUUCUUAGAAAUAUUAAUGGAAAUUGACGUUAAAAGCUUUAAAUGUCAUUGUAAACAAGCAAACUGAGCAGAACAAUUUUCCAUUCCAUACACAGGCACGUAAUUACAGACCUUUGAAAUGACGGAAGAAUGUUUAAAACUUUGCUAAAAAAAUUAGGGUAUUUUAAUUACUAGAUUUGAUUUUGGAAUGUUGCGUUAUUAGGCUUUUGUUUUCAAACGGUAUAAAAUCUCUAGAUGAAGAUGUGUUUGCCAACUUGUCAAGUCUGGAAAGGCUGUAAGUGUCUUCAAAUGCUAGGUUUAUAAUAGAGGAGAGCUUUCUGGAUUCGAACAUUUCAAUUCAAGAUUUGUUUUUCUGAUUACAUAAAGAUGCAUGAAUACAAUAGUUGGAACCUCUCGUGAACGACCACCUCCUUUAAGCGACCGCGACCACUUUUCGGGGCUGAAAGUUUAAUGAAUUUCCAUUGUCUUUUCACCUCUUGUAAGCGACCACUUCAAGCAUUGUCUGAUCUUUAUGUUCACUCUACGCACUCUGUAGUUAAAAAAGACAAAGAACUUUUAAUAACAUCAUAGAACUACGCACACGGUAACCUAGAUAUUGAAUUCAAGGGAAUAUCUACCAUCAAGUAGAUAUGUCAAGACCUCUUCUUGGAUUCUUGUAAACGGGCACAUCUCUUAAGCGACCAUGAAUAUUCUUCCCAAUUUGGGUGCUCGCUUACAAGAGGUCCGACUGUACUUGGUAUGAAGUAAUGUUCUUGGAUUAACAGAUCGAUGUGGGUAGAUGUUGUUGGUAAAAUUUUUAAAUCAGUAUUCCACUUACUAGUUUGAAUUGAAUUGUUGCUUUUCAGCCCCAAUUGUUUAUCGCGGAUAAAGGAAGUCGUGGUUCAACCCGAUAAUGGGUUUCGCCUGCAACCCCCCCCCCCCCGGGGGGGUACAAAACAAAGAUUUGUAGGGGCAGUCUACGCCCUAGGUCCAACCCUUAACCCAUUUAUAUACCAUUUUUGAAAGAAAAGGUGCCCCUAUCAUAUACCUUCUAUUGACAAAUGAUACCCUUUUCACAUACCUAGUUUAACUUAUGGAACGAUCUGCCUCUUCACAUCCGUAGUGAGGACAAUUUUGAACGUUUCAAAUCUUUACUUAAAACGCAUCUUUUUAGACUUGCUUCCGAUAUGGAAAGUUUUUAACCUGUUAUGUAAUGUAUCUAGUGUUUCAUUUAAAUUUUAAGCUUUAUUUACUUUUUAGCUUUAAUUACUAUAUGUACAUUUGAGCUUUUUUUAACAUUUAAAGCAUUGUAACACGCUUCAUCAUAUUUGCACGAAAAAGGCGCGUACAUCUGCUGGCCGUGUUAGCCUGAAAUUCAUCCGAUUGCUUCGAGUCGUUUUCUCCCCUCAACAACGUCUGAAUCGACCAGCCGUUAAUGCCGUCCAGUGACGUCACUCACUACCCGAAAACCGGGUAGUGAUUUUGAUUGGUUGAUUGUCUAAACACUCGUAUAAUUAUGUAUAAUUAUGAAAAAUUUUAGCGGGAUUGUCAUUUGAUAUUCAGCGGAUCGCAUCCCUGGCAUUCUUUCGGUUAGUUCAAACAUUUCUAUGAGCUUAAUCUUUAUCUUAAACAGCAAAAUUGCCCUUGUCUUCGAAACUGAAAUGUUAAAUUGAACUGCGAAAUGAAGAAUCAUCGCGGAGAGUCGGUAGGUGAGUUUUCAUUCAGAGCCGCUUUGUGGUUUCGGCGGCCGGUGAUUUUGUUUACGCGAAGUUUUCUGAAUUUUAAUUCGACCUUCUUGCUAUUUCACCGUCAAGUGUGAUGAUUCUGUUAGCUUUUCUUUCUUUUCUCCUUGUUUUUUUCUUCGUUAAGGACCAAAUAGCUUCUUUUCAAUUAAAGCAAAUCAUUUUGUUUUUGAACUAAGUGUUCCGUGUGUGUUUUUAUCAUGUCUUAUUUCAUUGCGUGAUUGCGACCGACUUUGAUUAUAGAAUUUAGUACAACCGGUUUAGAGUUGUACCGCAUGCAGUUGAUUGUUUGAACCUUAAACAUGAACUACAAUCGAAAAAAAUAAAGCAGUUCUGUAUCUUGCAGACAUUUCCAAACGAUAUUUCUCGGUUUGCCACUUGAAAAUCGUGUUUUGCUUUUUGCAUGAAUUAAAGCAAAGGUCAAGGAGUAGUGACGUCACUGGACGGCAUUAACGGCCGGUCGAUUCAGACGUUACUGAGGGAGUAAUAACGACUCGAAGUAAUCGGAUGAAAUUCAGGCUACUGGCUGUGUAACCAUCCCUCACCCAUGAGAGACAGAGCACCACACUGGGUACUACGCCCCCUAAUGUUUACGAACAGUGUGUGUGGGUUCUUUAACGUCCCACAGGAUUUAUAUGAGCAAAGGUGUUGUGGGACCGGGCCUUUUGCUUAUCGAGAAGACUAGAAAGUCUGCCCUUUUGCAGAUGCAUUUACAAAGGCAGCACUUUCUCCUCAGUUUUUUAAUUACCCUGCUUGUUGGUCCAACCGGGGUUUGAAUUCGGAUUUGAAUUAGUAGCCUCCCGUUCAGCAGACCGUGGCUUAUCCAAUUGAGCUAACCGGGCGGCGGUUUACUUUACUUAACAGGUUCCUACGCGACAAUGUCAUAACAUUUCUCCCCAAAAGACUGUUUGUGAAACAAGAAAAGCUGACAUUUCUGUAAGUAGGCUUGGCAAUGAUACAUUCGGCUCGUUUUAAUGUUAGAUGUGAUCCCUGCGGUGUUGCAUCUGAAAAUAAAGAUAAUUUCAUGAUGAGCAUUGCAAAGGUACUACUAUCCAGACUGGAUCAGUCCCAGCACCAACCGUCAAAUAAAGAAACAGAUUGUUCAGCAAUUUUCAGGGCAUUAGGGCAAAACUAGUUGUUCUCGACGACCAGGUUGUCUUAUAAUAUUUCUAUUUGGUAUCUCAAGGUUUCUUAAGAAAAGGAAUCGGAGAUAGUCUUGAGCCCUAUAUGCUAAGGUCCGUGCUCAGGUCAAUGCUAAGGUACCAAACAGAACAUAAAAGACCUGACGUUUCUACCAUCCCAUGCAGACGUUCUCUUAGGGCUUCGUAAAGCGAGUUUCAUGCCCGGGGGGUGCUGUGAGAUACGCGUGAAGAAGCCUUUAAUUCGUUCUGCGUGGGAGGCACACAACACACCUAAUCUUCCAAAGCAACUCAAAUAGGUGUCCUUGUAACCUUUCCAAUGCGGCUAGUCCUAUUACGUUAAUGGAUCAAUUUACAUUUCAGGGAAACUGCCCACUUACCCUUCCGGUAAGCCAUCAUUUUGCCCUAAGUGAGAAGUAAGUGUUAAUGUUAGCCUCGAGGAGGGGUAGGUGGGCAGUUUCCCAGAAACUUAAAUAAUCCAAGUUAAUAAAUGAUGUGAAUGUGGUUAUGUUUUUGAUGGUGCUUGUAAAAUCUACUCUGCAGGGAUCUGUCUCAAAACUUCAUUACAUCUUUGCCAGACGGAAUGUUUGCCUCUCAAAGAGAUCUGUACACUCUGUAAGUACAAUUUUUUAGCCAUUUGUACUGUUUCCUUUUGACUUGCAGCUCAAAUAACGAGAAAAAAAUGACCAGUUCAGUCAUUAACGUAGCUCAUUUUCCUCUUCUUACAUCACACUUUCACUGGUGUUUUCAGUGAUGAUUUUGCUUCUAUUUUAAGAGCCAUUGAAAAAGCAAAUGGCGAUUCAAAUCGAACGCGUAAACAUGAAUUUUUUUGCAAUUUAAUGCGCCCAAUUUACGAAAAACAUACUUCGGAGAUAAAGUUUUGGCGUCAGUUGCGCCAACAAUCACUGCGUAAAUAUUGGAAAAUCUUUAAAAGAACAACCACCCCAUAAACUGGCUUUACGUAGGUUUAAUCAAUACUAUAAUCAUGAAGAAAUAUUUUCAGUUUAUUGAUGGUUGGUUUUCACAGGUAUUUAUCUUCUAACUCCAUUAACUCACUACGCGAAGACGUAUUUGCUGGAAAUCCCUCUCUUAGUUACUUGUAAGUGGAAAAUAUAUUCUCAUUUUGGUCAUUCUUUAUCUGCACUGGUUCCUAUUCAGUGUUUUUGUAAAUUUUAAUAUUUGCCUGCAGUGUUCUCGUAGAUAAAUCAAACCUUUAGAUAUGUACGGUAUCUAUUUUUUCUCUUUUGGAACCAGAAGGAAUAAAUGGAAGACUCUCCAAUAUCCAUUCGAUUUACCCGCUAUUUCCUCUAUUCCAAUUCCCAGGAUUAAGUCGAAAAUAUUCUAACAUUCUGUCCCGGGAGGCAGAAUGCUCAUUAAAUAACUUUGUUUCCUUCGCUUCCCAUUUUCACGACGACGAGGAAAACGACGAACGUCAUCGGUGACGAGGAAGAAAAGGGACUGCACAAAAAUGGUUACCACAAGAGUAAUGGAAAAGAUAAUGUCUUGGCAUUUUUCCUUGAAAUACCAAAUGUCUUGAUAUCGAUUCCAAUAAUAACUCGAAGUUCACAACGUAUUAUGUUUCCACAGAGAUUUAUCUUCAAAUGCUUUAACAACUCUACCACUAGGAGUUUUUGCCACCUUAAAAGACCUUUCUUACUUGUAAGUGAAGUAAAGAAACAAUAGGAUCGAUGUUUUAUUACGCACUAAUUAUUGAACAAUAAGAGCAGAAAGUUGGCAAUUGACCUUAAUAUGAACAUCCUAUAUCACUAGUUAAGAGCUUUCUCACAACAGACACGUUGUCUCGGGACCCCUCCUUCGUCCCCAGAGUCUUGAGCCCACGAUAUGGUCAUAUGAUACUGGUUAGCGGAUACUCUGUUCUUAAAUUUGUCAACUGAGCUUAAUAUGGAACAACAAGAUAAAGACAAUGCUUGCCUGGACUCCACAGAAAAAAAAAGAAAGAAAGAUGCACUGACCACCUUCUAUGAAAAGGGGUACCGCACGCACGCGCAGCUUCGUUGCUAUUAAUCGUUAUUGUGAGUUGUUCUUUGCGUAGCUCAAAAAAUGAGUUGGAAUUCUACCAAAACCAACGAGAAUAUGAUUGACCCAAUGAUUUAUCUUAUACCUUUCACACAGGUACCUGACGUCAAAUAAGAUUUCCAUUUUACAAGAGACACUGUUUUCUAAUCUAACUGAGUUGUAUUCUCUGUAAGUAAAUUAUGCGGCAUGCAGUCUCCUACACGGUUGAAAUCUUGUGCAUCAAAGUAAAGUGAUUAAAGUACGUAAAAUAAAGAAUGAAAGAUUUAAGAUAGGCUUAGUUUGAAAUACAAUUUAGCAGUAUGACAAAUUUCUACUCUAAGCUCUUUAGUCAUUAGAGUAUAAAGAGGAAGAAAGGGCAUCCCCAUCCAUGCAUUUUUCCAUGAGUAAUUCGUCUAGAGAUAUUUUUCGACCCGUUCCCUUUUUUUUUGGAACUUUUUUUUUAUUUACAAUAAUGGCAUUGAAAUACAAAAAUACAGAAACACACUAAAAGGGAAAGAGAACAAAAAAUAAAUGAAAAUUACUUACAACAACAUAAGUAAUACUAAUUUACAAUAUCAUUGCUUACAAUUUACAUUAUUAGCUUAAGUUAAUUACAUGUGAUAAGUCUAAAAGAGAUAAUAAUUACUUUAAGUUAAUCUUUCGAUGUUCCAUUAUAUCUUUUCUUGUUUUAUCAAACGACAUUAAUCUUAUCUUUUUUUGGAUGAAAUUAAUCUUAUGUAUUUAGUACGUAUUUAAAGAAAUGAAUAAAGAUAAUAAUAUUUGUAAUAUUUGGAGCUUGGGCAUAGUCCUAUAUAAAAUCAUAGUUAUUAGAGGAGACUGGUUAUGAAAAGCGGCAAACAUCAAUGAUAAUAACAACAGUGCUGCAGUUUAUGUUGGAAGUACCGUGAAAGUGCACAAUCCUUUGUUUUCUGUUGGCAAAUUGUUACGGAAUAAAUUAAUGCAACGUUUUUAUUGGUCAAUACAAUCAAAAUGAUAGGAAUUCUUUUGAACGUUGUGCACUUUCAGGUCCACAAAUACAUAUAACAAAGGAGUCUGACGGGUUUCAUAACCAUUCCACUCAAUUAACUAUGAUAAAAUGUAGAAUAAUUUGACAUUGCUUCUUUUUUGGCUCAGAGGAAUAUCCCUUUAUUUACAGGAAGUUAAAUUCAAAUAAAAUCAAGUUUCUCCCUGAAGGAAUAUUUGCCAAGCAAACUGAACUCUUUUACUUGUAAGUGUGCCUCAUCUUCAUCUGCCUGCCCUAAAUAACAAAGAUGACGAUGUCAUUAGACCACCACAGUGUUAUAUAACUGAAAUAUAAAUACUCGGAACACUCCCGUAUGAAAACUAAGGGGGUGCUCCAUGAUCGGAAAAUUAGAUUUUAAGGGGCAGUGUUUAGUAACGGCUAUCCUUCUCAUUUUGUCAAUAAUGUUAAUUAAGCGUUCUUUUUCGCUUUGGACCUUGAAAAAUUACUUGUGAAUGACAAUAUCUGAUCUUCGUGUCAAAGGAAGAUAUCUCCCGAUGCAUUAUAUCAAACAUUACAAACAAUACAAGUGAAAUUUUUGUUCAAGUUCUGUCCAUCCGUUCCUCCUUUUUGUAUUUGUUGUGUUAUUUAUAACUCAGCUUUUUACUGUUUAAGUCGACGUUUAAAUCAGUUAGUUGUAUGUUUCACUCAGUUUGGUGACAGUUCUCACUGUUUGACUUUUGAUAAAUUUCGUCACACAGCUUCUUUAAAUUCUUGAAAGAGACCAUUCCGGGUGUGAUUUAGGUUACAUAUUCGACCCCUAAAAUAGACUAUUCUAAAACAUGCAACCAAUUCCCGGAACUAACAAAGAACAAUGGUUAUUUACAUUACGCGAAAGAUGUUUGAGUUGAUCAGUGAUGUACUGUGAAAUUCCCACAAUUUUCGGCUAGUGUUGGCUAGCAGUAAUUUUGUGAAAAUUUAAUAAUAUAAUUUCUUUGAUCAGUUUGGUGGUAGUUUUUCCUUUUUAUAGUUUUUUGUUUUAAAUCACAUGGUGUCACCACCUCCUUGGAUGAAGCGUAUGCACGUUUUUUUGGCCUGAUGACAGUAGCUGACAAACAACUGUUUUGCGCCACUGAAUUCUUCUAUAUAUUCUUAAAGAGGCAUGCCCUCUAACUUUAACUAGCUGCUCCUUUAGAACCCAUAAUCCUAUGCCCCCUCGCCUCCUAGCAAUGAUUGUUUCACAAAAUCGUAUUAAAUUUACAGAAAGCCAGAAUAUAUGUCCACCAAAUGCUUGUUUGUUCUUCAGUUGUUUUGUAAAACUUUCUCUUAGGGAUUUGUCUUCAAACCUGAUGACGAUUCUACCCGAUCGUAUUUUUGAUACGACCUCAAACCUGAGACAAUUGUAAGUACGAACUUGUCUUUACUUUAUUUGUAAUAUUUGGAUGAGGAUAGCAUUAUUUUCUGACAAAAUAAAAAUUAUUGCAGCAGUCGGCUAGAUGGCACAAUAUAUGGCAUACAGCAUAUAAAAUGUGGAUCACCAUGACCAUUACCACUAAUACAAUAAAAAUCUAGACGAAAAAAAUUCUAUCAAUUUUAAAGAAAUGCGUAAAAAAUUGGCACAGGUCUCGACAGGUCGAACAAGUUUUGCCCGGUACAAGUCACUCCUCCAUACCCCCAUAAUUUUUCCGUAAGACGGUCGUCAUCAACCGCUUACGCUCACGGGCGAACAUCUUGGCUUCAAAUGUACCGAGUCAAACCUGGUGAUGAAUAUCACAAAUUCUUUCCUCCCUCCCCCGAGGGCCAUAAACCUGGAACCCCCUCCCCGCCCCCCCUCCACCUUAAUGGUAAUCGCUCGAUCAUAAGGGACUACGAACAGUCUAUUGAACCAACCACACUGUCAUGAAUUGUUCAUUGACAAGGGUAACAGACACCAUCCAAACAUGGAACCUCCACAGUUCUGAUUCGCAUAUACAUUGGUAACACUACUUCGAAAAGUUAUUAUCAUAGAGGUUAUAUCUGGACAUUUAAGAGUGUUAAUGAUUUUCUUCAAUCAAGAUUCUGUCUCUAUGCCCCUAUCCGCGAUCACCUAUCAUUUAUAGCAUUUUCUCACCAGUAUUUAUUAUCAUAGGCACUACUUUGCUUUAAAUACCAAACGAAAUCGGAAAAGAAAUCUUCUACUUCAUUUAAACUUUCGUUUUACUCGACAGGGAGUUUUCUUCUAACUUUAUCAAAGUCUUACCCGAUCGAGUUUUUAACGCACUGACUGAACUCAGAGUUCUGUAAGUAGCAGUGAGAUACGUGUCUUCAUUUUUCAUUAAAUAACUCCUCUAGUGUCAGAGUUAAAAGAAGGUGACUAUCAGUUUCAAUUCUGUUAACGAACUCCUGAGGUGUGAACAUUCAAAUGAAACCAUGCCCUCGGGGUAGUACUUUCACAUGGCACCUUUUAUUUAGUUUGUAGUUUUAACUUUCGAGUCGACUGUGAACGAAAUUUUGUGAUGUGCCCAUUUAAAUGAAACCAUUUGUUUUUACGCAUAUUUGCAAUGCAAAAUGUGGUCAUUUUGACGAAUUUUGACUUUAGACACUUUUAGCAAGUGCCUGAACGGUUAAAGCAGUUAUAAAUUUGCCCACUGAAAGUUAUUAUAAGUAGCCUUACAGUAAAAAAUAAUCUAUGAUAGCACCUUGUGAGAAGUGAUGAAUAAAUAUAGGCUCACGGUUAACUCAUUCCCUCAGUUCCUGAAACGUUUGUCGAAAAACGCCUUUUAAAGCUAUUCGAACCGUUUUAUGGUCUCUGUUUGGCCAAAAAGAGUCAAAACACAGUUUGCAAGUCUAGCGCUACGACUUGUUCUGUUCUUGCUACAAGAUAUCAGGUUUCGAAGUCCGUGCAUGCGCGGAAGGCAAAAUUUUGAGACAGUCCAGCUCGACUUUUUCCUUUCGCUUUCUCUAUCUACUGCAGUCUUAUUUCGCUUUUCUUGCCCCGUUUUAUUUUUCUUUCGCUGGACAUUUACCACGCUAGCGUCAUUUCGGUGGGAAAAUGUUUCAGAAAUACUUUUUGGACCUUAGGAUAUGUUGGAAGGAACUGGAGUUUAAUAAUGGCACUAGAUCUUUAUUGAAAUUUUUAGGUCAAACUUAAUUUUUUUGUUUUUUUUUUGCGUUUAUCUCAACUGUUUAAAUAAAACGUGCUCAUUCGGGUUUAUGGCUUGAAAGAUCCCUUUUUGCUGCACAAGUUAGAUUUCAAACUUGCCUUUGAUCUUUGCAACUGAUGACGUCACAAGCGGUACAAGUGACUUGGAGUCACGCGGUUACGGGAUGGGAAGGUGUGAAUGGGUUUGAGGUAACAUUCACUGACUAACUAUCACAUAUAUUUUUUUCCGUCUCAGAAAUCUGUCUUCAAACGAUAUCAGAGAAAUUAAAACAGAUGUCUUCUCAAAUCUCACAAAACUAACGACGCUGUACGUUGAGAAGUUUAGUAAAGUGAUCUUUUAAGAUUUUAGGUUAAGAAAAAAUGAAAUAUAAACGAAACUUAUGUAAAAAAUGAAAUUUUAAGAAAUGCAGUCUUUCGUUAUUAUAUCUCCCCAGCAUUAGCUCAUCUGCCUCAAUAAUUGCAAACUUGAGGAGGUAGAUGUUGAAAAUACCUUGGAGUUUAGUGCACUGACAUAAAGCAAUCAGCUUUUCUCUAUAUGUGUGAAAAGCUAGGCUAUCUUGUUUUGUACCGAGAGAUGUGCUAUUGAAAGAUUCAAGCAAACUAUACUGCCAGUUCUGUACCAUGGUUCAAUUGUUUGGCUUGAUUGUCCCAAGGUUAUAUCCGAAAAGCUUGAAAGAUUUAAGAAUCAAGCUUUGCGCACUCCGAAGCAGAUCGAAAAAAGUGCUCAAAACGGAGGCACAAAAAGGGUGGUCUACUCUCGCUAAAGAGUCGCAAGACAACUGGUCUUCAAGAUUGUACAUGAUUAUAACUGUCCCGAGCAUCUUAUCUCGUAUCUCCUUCUUGUCAUAUAUAGUUUACAUUCUGAAAGAUCCUUAGGGGACGAGUUACUGUAUUUUUUAAAUCUUGCUCGCACGAAAUCCACAAUGGGUCAAAACCUUUUCAAUAUUCCACUACCAAUGACUGGAACCUUUUACCGAAAAGGCAAAGAUCAAUAGAUAACUUAAUCACAUUUAAGUCCAAGAUUUAUGUACUUUCCUUUUUAAAGCAGACAAAAUUGACCAUCCGUGUUCGGUCGAAAGCUUUACUGGUUGACUAAACUGCAUAUCCAUUUUAUUAUCAUAAUGUCAUUUUAGCUCGAAUCUAAUAUAGGUUGUAAAUUCUAGAAGUGUAUUUUCUUAACUUUAGAUUUUAACAUGUUUUACAUCUAGACGGAUUUUUGAAAACAUUACCGCCAAAUGGACCUUUUAUCUCCAAAGUAGCCAUUAUAAAAACUAAGAAUUCAACCAUUGCUUUUUAAUUUACUCCUCCUUUCCUUCUCCUCGCUCUUUCUUUUUCUCCUUUGCUUUUUCCUUCGUUACCGUGAUUAAGAAACCUGCCUUAAGAAACCUGCCUUUUGACGCCUAUUCACUAAAAAUGAGGGCAAAUUCCUUUACGUUCGUUUUCAAAAAAUCGGCUAGACAUAUAGUAAUUAGAUGCAGCAAUAUUGGCUGCACAUGAAGUUAUACCAGUAUUGCUUACUGUAUAGCUGAUUCAUUCUGCAAGGUAUAUAAGUUUUUACUAAUUAAUUUACUUAGUUAAUGAUGUAUGCCUUUUGAUUUGUGUAGGGAUAUUUCGUCGAAUGGACUAAAAAGGUUACCCUCCAAGUUUUUCACUUACGAAGAAAUGUUUCUUCUGUAAGUUGACGCUUAGUCUGAAUAAAGUAACGAAGACGUUAUUAUUAACAGACUUCUUGCUUGAUUCUCGAUGUACUGAGAUACUUGUGAUAUAGAUCGCAAGGUUUUCACUGCUUACUGCGAAUCUUCUUCUGGCAAUGCUCAGUGCCCUUUUUUAUCACAAUGGUUGGCGGUUAUUGAUGCAUUCAAUCCUCACUGUGAGUGCUAAACAGAGGAAUCCUCCAAUUUACCUACUAUUCUCCAGUCGUGUUUCCCUACCGCUGGCAUCGAUCCACUCAUUGGGAAUUUCAAUUAAACUAUUUUUCGGACAUCAACAUGUAAAUGUUGUUGGGCCGGAUGAAAUCUUAUGUUGCUAUGGAUAUAUAUAUAUUUAUAUUCAUCUCACACUGCCCACCUACUGUAGACCAGCCUUUGUUAUUUGUGGGUGGUGAGAAAAUGAAAUUGUAAAUAUCUGAAUAAACCAAUUAAUGAAGUAAAUAAAUACAUAAAUAAUCAGCGCUCGAUUCUAACUGAAUCCGAGGUUCUUACUUCUGUAAUUUCUGGUCUGAGCUGUAAGCACUUUAUCUUCAUUAAUACAGCAAAACGUGAUACAAUUCAUGGCCAAAAAAUGGGUGUUAGUAAAACGUGAGUUCAGGGUCGGGGUCUAUCUCUUUUCAAAUAAUGCUGUUUUAGGGUUAGGGUUAGGAUUAGAGAUGACACUAACCCUAACCCUAACCCUAAAACAGCCAUUCUUUAAGAAAAAAGAUAGACCCCAACCCGGCGUUUUAUUGACACCACCCAAAAAUAGAGUUUUAUUGCCUUUGUAUGGACUGAUCUUCGUAUUUCCACUGUCCUCUUUCAGCGACCUCAGUUCAAACAACAUUCAAAACCUCACCAAGAAGGAAUUUGUCAGUCUUAAAUCUUUAAGUUAUCUGUAUGUUUGA